CUGGAAAAUGUACAGCAAAAGAAAAUAUUUAAAGAGAACAAGAAAAGGACACAACAGAGAAAAGAGCCAUGUCCUGCUGAUUCAGUAGAGUCUCUGAUGGCAGAAAUGCCAUUUGUCGACACAGAUAUUGAAGAUGAAUUUGUUAUGCAUGCAAGCUCUGAAAUAAAUAUAAAAAAGAAAAGAAAGAGGACUACUGAAAGGGAAAUAGAAGAAGGCAGUGAGAGAAAGAAGAAAAAGAAAAAACAGUAUCAGCCGAAUUAUUUCAUUUCUCUUCCAAUUACUAAUCCAAAGAUCACUGGCAGUAUUCAGGCUGUCCAAGAUGCAAUAAGACAAAAGGAUCAAAGGCUUUCCAAAGCAAUGGUUCACUCUGGCUCGUUGCAUGUCACUAUGUUUGUGAUGCAUUUAUCCAAUGAAGAAGAAAUUAGCAUAGCAGUUGGUGCUCUUUCAGACAGCAAGGAUUUUGUAGAAGAUCUCCUGAAAGGAAAAACCGUGGAUUUGUCUUUUCAAGGAAUUGAUCACUUCAAAAAUGAAGUUGGAUUUGUGAAGUUGGCAGAAAAUGAUCAUGCAACUAUACUUACAGAAAUAGCAGAGACUAUGAAGAAGAUAUUUCAAGAAAAGGGCAUCUUGGCAGGAGAAGAAAGAGCUUUUAAACCACAUCUGACCUUCAUGAAGUUGUCAAAAUCAACACAGCUACGUAAGCAGAUCAUACAACAGUAUGAAAAACAAGAAAGGGGGAGUGGAUGA
Molecule: messenger RNA, 744 nt
Organism: Fulmarus glacialis (Northern fulmar)
Lineage: Eukaryota; Metazoa; Chordata; Aves; Procellariiformes; Procellariidae
Product: A-kinase anchor protein 7 isoform gamma-like
Exons: 6
Coding region: 97-744 (215 amino acids)
Cellular component (GO): cytosol
Molecular function (GO): protein kinase A regulatory subunit binding
Source: RefSeq, a predicted model, not a curated record